Molecule: messenger RNA, 1107 nt
Organism: Racocetra persica
Lineage: Eukaryota; Fungi; Glomeromycota; Glomeromycetes; Diversisporales; Gigasporaceae
Source: the annotation of a GenBank genome assembly
AUGGAUUCAAAUAAAAAUAGUAACAACCUCGCUCCCGAUUAUUUCGAAGUAACCGGUGGAUCUUACAUGCAACACCAACGUCCUUUAAAUCAAAUUACCACUUCCUUACCAACUCCUCCAAUCAUUACCACUGCUUAUAAUGGAGCCAAUGGUACCCCCCCACCUGAUUCAAGUCGGUCUUCCGGUGCCCAACCUUUGCGAAUCGCUCCUGCUCAAUAUUCAAACAUAAUUCCAACUAAUUAUGUAAAUAUAUCCAAUAAUUUGGCCGGUUUGCCCGGUUUCCAACUCCAAAAUAUUGCUGCUCAAUGUUGUUUGCCAAAUCAACAACAAUAUUUUGCUAACGAUACCAGUAACCAAAAUAAAAUUGUUUCGGUCUCUAAACCAAAUAUUCAGCCUAACCCUCCUUGUGAUGCUAAUAGUUCGGCUCGUCCUCCUUCGUUACAAGAACGACCUGAAUCAAUUGUAUUUUUGUAUCAAAUCCCAAAUGAUUCAAAAAUUUAUCUGGUUAAAUGUGUUGAGGUUUCUCAACUUUUGGACACUGAUUAUCAUUCAUUGGAAGGAAUUUUGCAUAAUAGAUCUCAACCGCAGCAACAAGUACAACAAAAUUUAAAAAACCAUUUACAACAACAUUUACAAAACCGCUUACAACCACAACCUUCUCAACAACCUUCUCAAAAUCUCGCUCUUUAUCAGCAGCAACAAAUUACCCUUCAACAAAAUCAAAUUAGACAUCAUCCUUAUCAACCACGUCAAUCUCCUAAAGAAUCCGUUCAUAAUACCAUUGGUGGUAAAAAUGUUAAAACUCCUGCUGCUAAUAAUUUUCAACAAAAUGUCAAUAAUCAAGAAAUAUCCCAAUUUAGUGUUGAUAUGAACAACGCUGGAAAUUUCGAUAUGAUGAUCCCAAUGACUGCCGCGCCUGGUGCCCCUUACAUGGUUACACCAUCAGCCACCCCAACCAUGAGAAAUGAUCAUCUCGGAAAUAAUAUGGAGUUUUGUGUCACAAGCUUGUUGGCUCAACAACAACAAACUAUGAACGGGAUGCUUACUGCUGCUGCCAUUUCAACACAACAGCAACAACAAGUUUUUGAUGCUCAAUAUAAAAAAUAA